AUGAUGCCCUUAAGCAAUAUUCUUGUUGUUGAAUUAUUUGAUGUGUGGGACAUUGAUUUUAUGGGGCCAUGUCCUCCAUCCUUUGGCAAUCUUUACAUUUUAGUGGUUGUUAAUUACGUGUCAAAAUGGAUUGAGGCGGUUGCAACCAAAACAAAUGAUCAUGCUGUUGUGGUUCGGUUCCUUAAAGCUAAUAUUUUCUCUCGGUUUGGCACUCCUCGAGCUAUAAUUAGUGAUGGUGAUCGUAAGGAUUGGUCUCAAAGGUUGGAUGAUGCACUUUGGGCUUAUCGAAUUGCUUUCAAAACUCCUAUUGGCAUGUCUCCAUAUAGGCUUGUUUAUUGGAAAGCUUGUCACCUACCCGUUGAGCUGGAACAUCGUGCAUAUUGGGCUAUCAAAACCUUCAACUUCGACAUGAACAAGGCUGGUUCUCAGAGGCAGUUACAACAUAGUGAACUGGAAGAGCUUCGUAAUGAUUCAUAUGAAAAUGUUAAGAUUUACAAAGAUAUGACUAAGUUGUACCAUGACAAAUCUAUUCUUUGCAAGUCUUUCACACCUGAUCAGAAAGUGUUGUUGUAUAAUUCUCGCUUGUGUCUCUUUCCAGGGAAAUUACACUCUUGGUGGUAUGGACCUUUCGUUGUGCUAAAGGUGUUUGAGCAUGGCGCUGUGGAGAUUAAAAAUCCUACCGAUGGUACUAUUUUCAAAGUGAAAGGUCAGAGGUCAAAGCCAUACUUCGAUUGUUGGAACUUGAGUUUUAUGUGGGACUCCAAGUCCCAUGUCGCCCAAACAGCCUUAUAA
Molecule: messenger RNA, 792 nt
Organism: Pyrus x bretschneideri (Chinese white pear)
Lineage: Eukaryota; Viridiplantae; Streptophyta; Magnoliopsida; Rosales; Rosaceae
Exons: 2
Coding region: 1-792 (263 amino acids)
Biological process (GO): DNA integration
Molecular function (GO): nucleic acid binding
Source: RefSeq, a predicted model, not a curated record